Drosophila willistoni is the source of this 715-nucleotide messenger RNA. RefSeq lists its product as uncharacterized. The coding region runs from base 201 to 656 and encodes 151 amino acids. The record is from RefSeq and is a predicted model, not a curated record. NCBI's taxonomy places the organism in Eukaryota, Metazoa, Arthropoda, Insecta, Diptera, Drosophilidae. The transcript is spliced from 2 exons.
UACACUCGCUCUCUGCUCUCGAUCCGAUCCAACGUCUUGUCGUUCAUUCUCUGUGAUACAAUAUACUAUAUAGUAUAUCUAUUUUUUGUUCCCCCAAUUUUGUGAUCAAAUGCGUAUCAAAGCGGCUUAAUUUAAUAUAAAAUCCAAUUUUCAAAUAUCGUUCGACAACAAAAGCGUGAAAAGAUUUAUUCAAUAACAAAAUGUCCCCGUGCAAAUACAAAACGAUUUUAUGCCCAGCCGUGAUCUUGAUCUUGUGUCUACAAAAUUUAACACUGGCUGCUCCUGUGCCGCAUUACAAUGAUGAUAUCAUCACAGAGGAAGUGACCUAUCCCACAUCACCCAAUGAAGUGUUGCCCAUUCAACCGCUGCUCAUCUAUCCCAAAUCUCAAGAAUACUAUCAGGCACGCACCUUAGGUGGCAGUGGCGAGGGCGAUAUUAUAUUUGUGAAACUGUUGCAGGACAAGUCCAAAGGCUAUCGUCCCAAGCAGCAACGCAUCAUGGAGGAGCAAUCGUUGGUGCCUCGCAAGGAGCUGGGCCUCAAGGAUAUUUUCUAUGUUAAGGCCCAUACAAAUGGACGAUUCAGUCAUGAACGCCUUAAGGUUUAUCGGGUUCCAGAGUUUUAUGCCAUCAGUGUAUUUCGCAAUGGCGAACAAUAAAAUGCAGUUAAGUUAUUUUUAAGCCGCUAAAAAUAAAUACAUAUAUACGCUCAAGUCAA